AUGACUGCAUCUGCGACCAACGAGGCAACCGCUCCGUUGAAGGUCGAUUUCGACCUCGAAGUGGAGUUGACGAUUCACAGCGCUUUUCUCCCAACGGCGCGGCUGCUGCAGUGUGACCCGGUGGCCCACGUGGGUGUGCUGACAUUACAGAAGGUGACCGCUGUCCGUGGCGUCAGCAGCGUUGGUGCUGGGAGCAAAGCGGCGGUGACGACAACGAACGUCGUAGCGAGUGAGCGGUCUGUCGCCUCAACACGGCGCCUGUACUUCACCUCGAAGCCAGUCUUUAAUGAGACACUGCGUUUCGUGGUGGCACGCAGUACGCUUCACGCCCCUGUGAGCACGGCGUCUCAUGGUGGGGGGCGCAAAUCAGCAGCAGAUGAUAGCGGUGAGGGCGAGCGGUGCGUGGAGCAGCGCAUUAUCAUCACGAUGGAGGACGCGCAGGGUCAGGUUUACGGCCAGGCCGCGUGCCCGUUCCUGCUGCACGCCCCCAGCACCUCCACGCAGCCGGUGCGUGUGAUGCUGCAGCCGCGAAACGCGCACGACAAGCUCGACCCGCACUUCCGGGCGGACGUGGCGGCCCUCACGCGACACGGCGUCGACGACUUUGGCUUCGUGAUGGUCUCGUGGCGGGCGUCGCUGGCGCCGCAC
Trypanosoma grayi is the source of this 648-nucleotide messenger RNA. RefSeq lists its product as hypothetical. The annotation marks the transcript as partial. The transcript has a single exon. The record is from RefSeq and is a predicted model, not a curated record. Lineage: Eukaryota; Euglenozoa; Kinetoplastea; Trypanosomatida; Trypanosomatidae.